Molecule: messenger RNA, 897 nt
Organism: Notolabrus celidotus (New Zealand spotty)
Lineage: Eukaryota; Metazoa; Chordata; Actinopteri; Labriformes; Labridae
Gene: cskmt
Product: citrate synthase lysine methyltransferase
Exons: 2
Coding region: 84-839 (251 amino acids)
Source: RefSeq, a predicted model, not a curated record
GUGAAGGAAAAUGUCUCCGUUUUCAAAUAAUACUCAGAGUGAGAGGUCUUACUUCGGGUUAACACUGCAGCAGGUGAAGGAAAAUGUCUCCGUUUUCAAAGUCGCUGAGGUUUUCUCAGCGUGUAGCUGCAGCAUGUGUGCGACAACACUCCUCUCUCACAACUGAACUGAUAGAAAACAUGGAUAAGAAGGCCACCUGGGACCGCUUCUACACUGAAAGCAACAGCAAGACCACAAACUUCAAAAACUUUGAGUGGUUCUUCGGGUUCGAUGCCAUCAGAGACUUCAUUAUGCCCCUUUUGCAGACCAAGUCCAACCCAGAUGCUCUGCUCCAAAUCCUGGAUAUGGGCUGUGGCACCUCUGCUGUGGGGCCCUGUAUCUACAGACACUCUCCUGUACCAGUCCGGGUCACGUGUGCUGAUAUUUCCCCUAUAGCUGUGCGACUAAUGCAGGAACACGUCCAAUCCAAAGCCAUCCAACCUCUCAAUCUCUCCUCUCAGCUUGAGUUUGUAGAGCUGGACUGCACACGGCUUCACAAACACUUUGGUUCCCGCAGUGUGGAUCUCAUUGUCGACAAGGGCACCACAGACGCCUUGUUGAGGUCCAAAGAAGGCAAAGGGAAGGCAGGUCUGGUGCUGAAGCAGUGUUUGAAGGUGCUGCAGGGUUCAGGGAGUCUGCUCCAGUUCUCUGAUGAGGACCCUGAUGCCAGGCUGCUGUGGCUGGAGACUGAGGCACAGGAGCAGGGGUUGAAGGCAGCAGAUGUUGGGGUGCAUGAGGUUGGGGAGCUCAGGGGGGUUUGUUAUUACUGCUACCAAGUGACCCCUCGAUCAAAUAUAUAGCUAUAACUUUGGACUGUAACCCAUUAAUAAAUGAUUGAACAUGGCUUUAAAAACAUGA